ACAUUAUCUAUGGAUAGUAUGUUUUGUAGUUAACUUCUGUUUUCUGUAUUGUUUAUUUUAUUAAUUAAUAAUUAAUUGUAAUUAAUUUAUUAAAAUAAAACAAAUAGUUGUGGGCUGGAAUAUCAAUUACAAAAAUGUUUUUACGAUAUUAUUCCUUAAUAUACUGUACUUUAGUAGGUCUAGUAUUAAGUGAUAUGCAUAAAGAAUACACAAAAGAUGCAUAUAAAGAAAAAACAGAACAGUAUGAAAGUCCUGGUGAAGAUUUUAGACCUAUAUCAUUAAAACACUUGGAUAGACCUUUUAGAAUGGCCAAAUUAAAUCUAUUGUGGUCCAAAGCUGUUCAUAGAUUGACAGAAGAAAAGCUCAAAUCUAUUUUUGGGGAACUUAAGUUACACGACAAAGAGGAAAUCACAUGGAAACAUUUAAAAGCAGAAGGAAAGGAUAAAGAUGGAUUGCAAGAAGCAAAGUUACGAGAUAAACUCAAAGAUAUUAUGAUAAAUUAUGGGUUUUUAGAUCAAAUUGAUGAUGUUAACAAUGAGGAUAAAGUGUAUCCAUAUAAGGCAUUAAAUGAUGCAUCAGAUAAAUAUAUUAACAAGAGCUUAUUCAAAGACAAAAAAUUAAACAAGUUAUGGGAGAAAGCAGCUAAAGCUGGAUUUAGCAAAGAUGAGUUGGCUGCUUUGAGAGAGGAAUUCCAUCAUCAUCAAGACAAAAUUGAGCAAUAUUAUGCACUUCUGUAUAAGACCAAGAGUGAUGAUCCCAGUGAUACAGCAGAUGAAAAUACGGUUGAUGAUACUUUGGAUAAAUUUAACAGAAUUGAAACAUUAGAAGAAAGAGAAAAGCACAAGGAUUAUUUAGAUAGAGCAAACAUGAUAAGGCAACAACACAGAGACAUUAAAGAUGGAUAUGAUCAUUUAGAUAAGUUAGCUGCAUCUGGGCCAGCAAGUAAAGAAUUUGUAGAGCCUAAAGUUCAAGGCUUGUGGCGGAUAGCACUUCAAAGCAACUUUACUCCUUCUGAACUACAGUCUUUGAAAGAAGAACUUCUUCAUUAUGAGAACAGAUUAUUAAAAUUGCGACAUAUGCAAGCUGAUCAUGCAAUAAAGGAGGACAAAUAUAAUAAAAAAGAAAAAAUUACAGGAGAGAAGUCACAUGGAUUUAAAAUGGCAGAGGAAACCAUCCGAAAACAAGCCAGAAAAGUUGAUAAGAUACAUCUAGAUAUCGAAACUAAAAUUAUGCAGAGGCAUAUUGAGUUAUAAACUAAGGUCUGAACGUUUAUAUCAUAGAUAUUAAGUAGGUAACCAAAAAUGUGUACUAAGAAGUAAUAUAAAUGUGCAAUAUAUGUAACAAAUGUUGAUGCGAUUAUUAAAUAUAGUAACAAAUAUAUUUAGGGCUAACCAACUAAUAAAAUCAGGUUAACAGUUAAUAAAUAUUUAUUUAUCAACUAUA
Molecule: messenger RNA, 1443 nt
Organism: Sitophilus oryzae (rice weevil)
Lineage: Eukaryota; Metazoa; Arthropoda; Insecta; Coleoptera; Curculionidae
Product: alpha-2-macroglobulin receptor-associated protein
Exons: 6
Coding region: 135-1253 (372 amino acids)
Biological process (GO): regulation of receptor-mediated endocytosis
Cellular component (GO): endoplasmic reticulum; endomembrane system
Molecular function (GO): receptor antagonist activity; low-density lipoprotein particle receptor binding; heparin binding
Source: RefSeq, a predicted model, not a curated record